UCCGUGCUCCUUGCUCUUUUCUCAGUGGAGGGGGUUCGCAGCUGGUCGCUUCUUCUGCACAGGUUCCCGAGCUCGGCCUGAGCUCCGAGUCCCGAGUCGCGGCCGGGCCUCCCCGCCGCAGCCGCCGUGGCCAUGGAGCUGCCGCAGCACGGCCCCGGGGACAGAGAGGAGGAGGAGCCGGGACCGUCCACGUCUUGGGAGGCGAGAAUGGCCCUCAAGGACUGGGAGGAAGACGAGGCAAAUGAUCCUACUUUUGAACCUAAAAGUUGCAGACCUGCAAAAGGAACUGAUCCUCAUUACGAAAAGAAGAUGAAAGCAGACCGUGCAAAAAGAUUUGAAUUUCUACUGAAGCAGACGGAGCUGUUUGCUCAUUUCAUGCAGCCUACAACUCAGAAAUCGCCAGUUUCACCACCGAAGGUGAAAACGGGACGUCCAAGAGGGAAACAGGAUGAAAAACAAAGUCUUCUUUCAGCUGGAGAUUACCGCCGUAGACGGACUGAGAAAGAAGAAGAUGAGGAACUGAUAUCUGAGAAUGAAAAUACAUCAAAAGUUUGUGUUCGAUUUGAAGCAUCUCCUUCAUAUGUGAAAGGAGGAACACUGCGAGAUUAUCAGGUUAGGGGCCUGAAUUGGAUGAUCUCCCUUUAUGAAAAUGGAGUUAAUGGCAUUCUGGCAGAUGAAAUGGGUCUUGGAAAAACUUUACAGACCAUCUCGUUGCUUGGCUACCUAAAACACUAUCGGAACGUCGUUGGACCUCACAUGGUUUUGGUUCCCAAGUCAACUUUGCACAAUUGGAUGAGCGAAUUUAAACGCUGGGUGCCCUCUAUCCAGGCUGUUUGUCUCAUUGGAGAGAGGGAUGCAAGAGCUGCAUUUAUUCGUGAUACAAUAAUACCAGGAGAAUGGGAAGUUUGUGUCACAUCAUAUGAAAUGGUAAUCAAAGAAAGGGCCCUGUUCAAAAGAUUUAAUUGGCGCUACUUAGUCAUUGAUGAAGCUCACAGAAUUAAGAAUGAAAAGUCCAAGCUUUCUGAGAUUAUUCGGGAGUUCAAGACCACAAACCGCUUGUUACUGACUGGGACACCAUUGCAGAAUAAUCUGCAUGAGCUCUGGGCGUUGCUCAAUUUCUUGUUGCCUGAUGUCUUCAAUUCUUCAGAGGAUUUUGAUUCCUGGUUUGAUACUAAAAAUUGUCUUGGAGAUCAAAAACUUGUGGAAAGACUACAUGCCGUUUUAAAACCAUUUCUGUUACGGCGUAUAAAAGCUGAAGUUGAAAAGACUCUCCCUCCUAAAAAGGAAGUAAAAAUUUACCUUGGCCUGAGCAAGAUGCAAAGAGAAUGGUACACACGAAUUCUGAUGAAAGAUAUUGAUAUUUUAAAUUCAGUUGGAAAGACGGAUAAAAUGCGACUGCUGAAUAUUCUCAUGCAAUUGCGAAAAUGUUGCAAUCAUCCCUACCUGUUUGACGGGGCUGAACCUGGCCCACCAUAUACAACUGAUGCUCAUAUUGUCAAUAACAGUGGUAAAAUGGUGGCACUGGAUAAACUGUUGCCCAAACUCAAAGAACAGGAGUCAAGAGUCCUCAUUUUCAGCCAGAUGACACGAUUACUGGAUAUCCUGGAGGAUUACUGCAUGUGGCGGGGUUAUGAGUACUGUCGGCUAGAUGGACAGACACCACAUGAGGAAAGGGAGGAAGCAAUCGAGGUCUUUAAUGCUCCCAACAGUACCAAAUUCAUUUUUAUGCUGAGUACAAGAGCCGGAGGGCUCGGCAUUAAUUUGGCCACUGCAGAUGUGGUUAUAUUGUAUGAUUCAGACUGGAACCCACAGGUUGACCUGCAAGCUAUGGAUCGAGCUCAUCGCAUUGGUCAGAAGAAGCCAGUACGGGUAUUCCGCCUUAUUACCGACAACACUGUUGAAGACAGGAUUGUAGAAAGAGCAGAGAUCAAAUUGAGACUUGACUCUAUCGUUAUACAGCAAGGUCGGCUCCUUGAUCAACAGUCCAACAAGUUGGCAAAAGAUGAAAUGCUACAGAUGAUACGCCAUGGAGCCACACACGUUUUUGCUUCCAAAGAUAGUGAACUGACAGAGGAAGAUAUCACAACUAUUUUAGAGAGAGGAGAAAAGAAGACUGCAGAAAUGAACGAACGGCUGGAGAAAAUGGGAGAGAGCUCUCUAAGAAAUUUCACCAUGGAUGGUGAAACGAGUCUGUACAAAUUUGAAGGAGAAGAUUAUAGAGAGAAACAAAAGGUCAACAUAAUGGAGUUUAUAGAGCCUCCUAAGCGAGAACGCAAAGCCAGUUAUGCAGUGGAUGCCUAUUUCAGGGAUGCUUUACGAGUUACUGAGCCAAAGGCUCCAAAGGUUCCCCGACCACCAAAACAACCCCACAUUCAAGAUUUCCAAUUCUUUCCACCACGUUUAUUUGAGCUUCUGGAAAAAGAACUCCUUUAUUAUCGGAAGACCAUAGGUUACAAGGUAGCGCCCAAGAAUCCUGAACUCCCCGAUUCAGCUCAAGCGCAGCAGGACGAACAGAAGAAGAUUGAUGAAGCUGAAGCUCAAACUGCUGAGGAGAUUGAAGAGAAGGAAAAGCUUCUCUCUCAAGGAUUUACAAACUGGAACAAACGAGAUUUUAACCAGUUUAUUAAAGCUAAUGAGAAGUAUGGGCGUGAUGAUUUAGAGAAUAUUGCCCGAGAGGUGGAGGGAAAAUCACCCGAGGAGGUCAAUGAAUAUUCAGCUGUGUUUUGGGAUCGUUGUAAUGAACUGCAAGAUAUUGAAAAAAUCAUGGCUCAGAUUGAACGAGGAGAAGCUAAAAUUCAGCGUCGGAUCAGCAUCAAGAAAGCUCUGGAUGCCAAAAUCGCAAGAUACAAGGCACCAUUCCAUCAGCUGCGCAUUCAGUAUGGCAACAACAAAGGGAAGAACUACACUGAAGAGGAGGAUAGAUUCCUGAUUUGUAUGCUCCAUAAAAUGGGCCUGGACAGGGAAAAUGUGUAUGAAGAAUUACGCCAGUGUGUGCGCAAUGCUCCUCAGUUUAGAUUUGAUUGGUUCAUCAAAUCAAGAACUGCCAUGGAAUUCCAGAGACGUUGUAAUACUCUCAUAUCCCUGAUUGAAAAAGAAAACCUGGAAAUUGAAGAGAAAGAAAAGGCCGAAAAAAAGAAGCGGGGAGGGAAAGCGCCAUCGGUAAGACCCAGAAAAGAAAGGCAGAGCCAGCCGCAGAGUGCUCUGGAAAGAAGCACACCAAGAAAGUGAAAUCGGCCAAAACUAGUGCAGACUGAGAAAUCUCUACUCCAGCCCUCUAACUUCCUCCUCUUUAUGGUCAAACAUUAAUUGCUAGUUCUAUUGUAUUCCGAAUAAUUAAUAAAAAUUCUCUCGGUAGUUCUAAUUUUUUUGCACAUUUUCUAUCUUUUAACAAGGCUUUUUACCUAAAAGGUAUAAUUAUCCAUUCCCCCCAAAUUGUGUCCUGUAGUUUGUGAAUUUCAUGCCUUCCUCAAUAUCCCCCCAGACCUUAUCCUUCGGAAGUUCGUGCUGAGACUUGAGCUUUUCUAUGUUUUGUAACACUACUGCAGCUUUGAAAAAGAGCCUAGAUUCUAUAGUUGUAUCUUUCUUCUUUCAUACUUAAAGUUUAUAUGGUUGUGCAGAAAUAAAAUUAAAAAGAUUUGAGCAGAAAUAGA
Messenger RNA from Antechinus flavipes (yellow-footed antechinus), 3650 nucleotides. RefSeq names its product SWI/SNF related, matrix associated, actin dependent regulator of chromatin, subfamily a, member 1 (gene SMARCA1). Gene Ontology annotation, biological process: nucleosome organization; regulation of transcription by RNA polymerase II. The transcript is spliced from 24 exons. The record is from RefSeq and is a predicted model, not a curated record. Gene Ontology annotation, cellular component: chromatin; nucleus. The coding region runs from base 133 to 3228 and encodes 1031 amino acids. Gene Ontology annotation, molecular function: DNA binding; histone binding; ATP hydrolysis activity. Lineage: Eukaryota; Metazoa; Chordata; Mammalia; Dasyuromorphia; Dasyuridae.